AUGGCCACAGUUGCCAUUCCGCCUUCCUCGGCUCGGAAGGACACGAUCUUGUCACGACGUUACAUUGAAGGCCAGAUUGCAGAAGGCAAGCAUGUUAUCAUCUUCGAUGGGCGUGUGCUCAAGGUAGAUGCUUGGAUUAAUUUCCAUCCGGGAGGUGAUAAGUCGAUUAAGCAUAUGGUGGGGAGGGAUGCAACGGAUGAAAUCAAUGCCUUGCAUUCAAAAGAAGCGCGCCAGCGGAUGCUGUCCUACCAAGUUGGUCGCAUCCAGGGACCGUGGUUAAACUUCCUUCCCCCGAUUCAUGGCGGGAAGUUCCGUCCAUAUACCGAGGAACCUUGUUUGACAGAUGAAGAGAGCUCCGGCCUCGAAACGUCAGCACCUCCAUCCCCGAUAUUCGAUGCAGUCGAUGGAAAAACCGGUGCCUGCCGUCGCAAGACGUCGGCCGCAACGGACACUUCGGUCUCGACUCCUGUGAAUGAAAAAGCUGAAUCCAAGCCGUUCUUCCUCGACGCACGAACCCAGGAGGAGAUUGAUUUCGAUACCGCCAAAUACCCAUCGCUUGACAUGAAAAACCAGGAGUUUAUUAAACGUAAAUACCGUGAGUUGGAUCAAAAGAUACGUGCGGAAGGCUUGUAUCAAUGCAACUACUUUUCAUACUUCGUCGAGUGCUGCCGCUACGCGCUCUUUGUGACUCUGUCCUAUAUAUUACUGCAAUGGGGAUGGUACGCAAGCUCGGCAUUCUUUCUGGGCUGCUUUUGGCACCAACUCGUCUUUACUGCUCAUGAUGCUGGCCAUAUGGGCAUCACCCAUAAUUUCCAUGUGGACAGUGUGAUUGGGAUGGUUAUCGCCGACUACCUUGGGGGUCUAAGUCUGGGUUGGUGGAAGCGCAGUCACAAUGUGCAUCACAUUGUGACGAAUGAGCCUGAGCACGACCCUGAUAUCGAACAUAUGCCUUUCUUUGCCGUCUCGCAUCGCUUCUUCAACAGCCUUCGAAGCACUUACUAUGAUCGUGUGAUGAAAUUUGAUGCUGCGUCCCGGGUCUUGCUGCGAUACCAGAACUACUUGUACUACCCCAUUCUUAUGCUUGCACGGUUCAAUCUGUACCGUUUGAGCUGGGAGUAUUUACUGCUCGGCCAGGCCCCAAAGAAGGGCCCUGCUUGGUGGCACCGCUGGUUCGAGUUCGCUGGCCAGGUGUUCUUCUGGUAUUGGUUUGGCUAUGGUGUACUGUACUGCACCAUCCCUGACUGGAGCAGCCGUUUCACUUUUAUCAUGGUCUCUCAUAUUGUUACGUCUCCAUUGCACCUGCAGAUUACGCUCUCCCACUUCGCUAUGUCAACGGCGGAUAUGGGUGUCCGUGAAUCAUUCCCGCAAAAAAUGCUUCGCACCACCAUGGAUGUGGACUGCCCAACCUGGCUCGAUUUCGUCCAUGGUGGGUUGCAGUUCCAAGCAAUCCAUCACCUCUACCCACGUUUGCCCCGCCACAACCUGCGCCGUGCGCAGAAGCUGGUGCUGGAAUUCUGCAAGGACACGGGAAUACCGUACGCCAUCUUCACUUUCUAUGAUGGCAACAAGGAAGUUCUCGGCAAGCUUGGCGAUGUCGCGAAGCAGCUUCGUCUUCUCGAAGAAUGCCGGAAGUCGUGUGCUGAGCAGGGCGUCCUUUUGGACCAACAUUAG
Molecule: messenger RNA, 1671 nt
Organism: Aspergillus tanneri
Lineage: Eukaryota; Fungi; Ascomycota; Eurotiomycetes; Eurotiales; Aspergillaceae
Product: fatty acid desaturase
Exons: 2
Coding region: 1-1671 (556 amino acids)
Biological process (GO): lipid metabolic process
Cellular component (GO): membrane
Molecular function (GO): oxidoreductase activity, acting on paired donors, with oxidation of a pair of donors resulting in the reduction of molecular oxygen to two molecules of water
Source: RefSeq, a predicted model, not a curated record